Molecule: messenger RNA, 694 nt
Organism: Physella acuta
Lineage: Eukaryota; Metazoa; Mollusca; Gastropoda; Physidae
Product: large ribosomal subunit protein uL23
Biological process (GO): translation
Cellular component (GO): ribosome
Molecular function (GO): structural constituent of ribosome
Source: RefSeq, a predicted model, not a curated record
AAGCAAAUAUUUUCAAUGGCAUCAUUGCUGGGCCCCCGUGCUCAAUGUCCAUGUGAACCCCGUGGUCUUCCUAUUUGCAAUACAAGAUCAAGCCUUUUACUAAAUUUCAACAUGGCACCCAAGACGAAAAAACCAGCAACCAAACCAGCCUCAGCUCCAGCACCUAAGGCUAAGGAAGUUAAAAAAGAGGAGAAAAAGACUGCACCACCUCCCAAAGUUGAUGCAGGAGUAGUGAAAGCUAAAGAAAAAGCACUUAAAGCAAAGAAGACAGUUGUUCGCGGUAAACAUGACAAAAGAAACCGCAAAAUAAGGACAUCUGUACAUUUCCGUCGUCCAAAAACCCUUAAGCUGCCCAGGGCUCCCAAAUAUCCACGCAAGAGUGUGAACAAGAGUAACAAACUUGAUCAGUAUGCAUUGAUUAAGUACCCCCUGACCACUGAGUCUGCCAUGAAAAAAAUUGAAGACAACAAUACUCUUGUAUUUAUUGUCGACAAGCGUGCUAACAAGCCCAUGAUAAAGAUGGCUGUCAAGAAACUGUACGAUAUUGAAGUAUCAAAGGUUAAUACAUUAAUUAGGCCUGAUUGUGAAAAGAAAGCCUAUGUGCACUUGGCUCCAGAUUAUGAUGCCUUAGAUGUUGCCAAUAAGAUUGGAAUCAUCUAAAGUGGAGUAUAACUGCAUUAAAAUUUGUUCUAAC